AUGGCUUCUGAAUACACCAUGAUGGACCCCAUCCAUCUAGUGGAAAAUCAGAAUAAUCAGCUGACAGUAAAUCCAACAGCACUGUAGAUUCUAGACAACAUCUCUCAGCCUGUGGUGGUGGUGGCCAUCGCAGGUCUGUAUCGGACAGGAAAAUCCUACCUGAUGAACCUCCUGGCAGGACAGAACCAUGGAUUCUGUCUGUGUUCCACAGUGCCAUCUGAAACCAAGGGCAUCUGGAUGUGGUGUGUACCACACCCCUCGAAGCCCAACCACACUCUGGUCUUUCUGGUCAUUGAGGGCCUGGGUGAUGUGGAAAAGGGCGAUUCAAAAAAUGACUCAUGGAUCUUUGCCCUGGCCGUGCUUCUGAGCAGCAUGUUUGUCUACAACAGCAUGAGCACCAUCAACCACCAGGCCCUGAAGCAGCUGCACUAUGUGACUGAACUAACAAAGCUAAUCAGGACAAAGUCAUCUCCCAGCUCUGGUGAAGGAGGUGACUCAGCCGAGUUUGCAAGUUUCUUUCCAGACUUUGUUUGGGUUGUCCAGGAUUUCAUGCUGGAGCUGGAGUUAGAUGGAAGGACCAUCACUGAAGAUGAGUACCUGGAGAAUGCCUUGAAGUUGGUUCCAGGGGAAGACCCCAAAAUCCAGCAAGCCAACAUCCCUAGAGAGUAUAUCAGGGAGUUCAUUCCAUAGCGAAAGUGCUUUACCUUUGACCGGCCUACAACUGACAAAAAAUUAUUACACCGUAUGGAUGGGGUGUCAGAAAACCAACUAGAGUGCAGUUUCAAGGAGAAAUUCAAAAAUUUCUGUAACUAUAUCUUCACAGAUGCAAAAACCAAGACUCUCAGAGAGGGAAUCGUUGUCAAUGGAAAUCGGCUGGGGACUCUGGCAAAGGCCUAUGUGGAUGCCAUCAACAGUGGAGCAGUGCCUUGUUUGGAAAAUGCAGUGAAAACCCUGGCUGAGCUUGAGAACUCAGCAGUCAUGCAGAAGGCAGCUGACCACUAUAGUGAGCAGAUGGCUGACAGAGUGAGCUUCCCCACAGACACGCUGCAGGAGUUGCUGGACCUUCAUUCAGCCUCUGAGAGGGAAGCUAUUGCAGUCUUCAUGGAGAACUCCUUCAAGGAUAACAACCAGGUGUUCCAAAAGAAGCUUAUGAUAAUAUGUCUUAAGAAAAAGGAGUAUUUCUUGCUGCAGAAUGAAGAUGCAUCUGGAAAAUAUUGCCGGGCUCAGCUUAAUCAGCUUUCAGAAUCCCUGAUGGAAAGUAUUUCAAGAGGAAUGUUCUCUGUGCCUAAUGGAGUCAAGCUCUACUUAGAAGGAAUAGAUAAGCUUGAACACUCCUAUACCAUGGUGCCCAGGAAAGGUGUGAAGGCAAUGGAGGUCCUCCAGAACUUCAAGCAGUCACAGGCUACAACAAAGGAAUCCAUCCUGCAGGAUGACAAGGCUCUCACUGCUGGGGAGAAGGCUCUAGCAGCUGAGCAGGCCAAAACGGAGGCAGUGGAAAGGGAACAGGAGCUUCUAAAGCAGACACUGAAUGAACAGCAAAAAAUGGAGGGUCUAGAGAGGAGCUUCAAGAAAAGCAUAGCCCUACUGAAGGAGAAGAUGAAGAUAGAAAGAGAAAAUGAAGAGAGAGAAAAACGGGAUAAAAUGGCGGAAUACAUGCAGAGUGUAAGUCUGGGCGUGGGGUGGGCAAAGUCUAAAGGUAAGUAA
This is a messenger RNA of Myotis davidii, 1704 nucleotides long. Its product is annotated as guanylate-binding protein 6-like. Gene Ontology annotation, molecular function: GTP binding; GTPase activity. NCBI's taxonomy places the organism in Eukaryota, Metazoa, Chordata, Mammalia, Chiroptera, Vespertilionidae. Gene Ontology annotation, biological process: defense response to protozoan; defense response to Gram-positive bacterium. The record is from RefSeq and is a predicted model, not a curated record.